Molecule: messenger RNA, 4413 nt
Organism: Patella vulgata (common limpet)
Lineage: Eukaryota; Metazoa; Mollusca; Gastropoda; Patellidae
Product: dnaJ homolog subfamily C member 2
Exons: 18
Coding region: 125-2005 (626 amino acids)
Biological process (GO): 'de novo' cotranslational protein folding; regulation of translational fidelity
Cellular component (GO): cytosol
Molecular function (GO): ribosome binding; Hsp70 protein binding
Source: RefSeq, a predicted model, not a curated record
CAAACCGCCUCGAUUUCGCAGGCGCACGUGUGUGUACAAAACUAAAAAUAAGACUCGAAAAGCCUAUCUUGAGUUUGAGAAAGAAAACGGGUUAUAAUUAGUAGUAAUUUGUUUUGUCGCGAUUAUGGCCGUAACAGCAACAGACCCACCUUCAAUUCUUCCUGGUGCAAAUGAAGGGGAAACAACAAUGGUUGUUAAGAAAUUAUCAGCACCUCUAACUCAAAAGGUUGAACCUGUUGGUAGAUGGUAUGAAGCUUACCAGAACCGACUUCAUAGUAAACAUUCUGUUUCACAGCAUUCUGUAGAAAGUUCUAGCUCAGAUGAAAGUGAAGAUGAUACUGAAAUAGAAGACAACACACAAUUUCUUAUGUCCCUUGAUCCUAAGGAUUGGAAGAAUCAAGAUCAUUAUAUAGUACUUGGUUUGGAGAAACUCAGAUACAAAGCAACAGAAGAUCAGAUUAAGAAAGCCUACAAACGUCAAGUAUUACAUCAUCAUCCUGAUAAACGUAAAGCUAGAGGUUUAAAUGUGAAGGAAGGAGAUGAUGAUUAUUUUACAUGUAUAACAAGAGCAUGGGAAACUUUGGGUGUUCCUGCUAAAAGAAGAUCAUUUGACAGUGUAGACCCAGAGUUUGAUGAUGACGUGCCAUCCAACAAUGCAUUGGCCAAGGAAAAAUUCUAUAAAGUAUUCCGACCCAUCUUUGAAAUGAAUGCAAGAUGGUCAAAGAAACCAAAAGUCCCGGAACUUGGUGAUGAAAAUACACCUUAUGAUGAUGUUGAUGAUUUUUAUGGAUUUUGGUAUGAUUUUGAUUCUUGGAGAGAGUUUUCUUACUUAGAUGAAGAAGAAAAGGAAAAGGGAGAAAAUCGUGAUGAAAGAAGAUGGAUUGAAAAACAGAAUAAAGCAGCUCGACAAAAGAGAAAGAAGGAAGAAACAAGCAGAAUAAGACAAUUAGUAGAUAAUGCAUAUGCCUGUGAUCCUAGAGUAAUCAAAUUUAAAGAAGACGAAAAAGCUAAAAAGAUUGCCAUGAAAAAAGCUAAACAAGAUGCCAUUAAACAGAGACAAGAGGCUGAAGAAAAACAAAGGCGAGAUGCUGAAGAGGAAGAAAGGCUGGUAAAACAGAAAGAAGCUGAUGAAAUAAAAGCAAGGGCGGAGGUGGCCAAAAAAGAAAGAGAAGAACAAGAUAAAGCAUUUAAAAGAGAAAAAAAAUUAUUAAUGGCUUCAGCAAAGGAGAAGAAUUAUUUUGCUAGUAAUGAUGAUGAACGUGUGAAGAAUAUAUUAGAUGUAGAUAAAUUAGCACGACUACUAUCAUUAGUAAGUUUAAAAGAAUUGAAUGAGAAAAUUACAAGCAGUGAUGAUGAAAGUGCCAAAGCAGCAUAUCUUUGUGAGGUGAAGGCAAUGAAUGCUAAGUUAGAAGAAGAGAAGAGAAAACAGAUUCAAGCAUUACAUAAGAAGAAAGGUUCUGAUGGCAGUAAAAGUCUUAAGGAUUGGCCAGACGUAGAAUUACAAUUUCUUAUUAAAGCUGUUAAUUUAUUUCCUGCCGGUACACAAGACAGGUGGGAAGUCAUAUCUAAAUUUAUCAAACAACAUGUUAGUACUUCCAAUAAAAAUGCAAAAGAUGUUCUGGCUAAGGCAAAAGAAUUACAGAAAAACGAUGGUUUUAUGAAGGAUGCUGCUGAUAGAAAAGCAUUUGAGAAAUUCAAUGAAUCUCACAAAUCUGCACCUCCAAGUCAACAGGGUGUUCCUAGUGAACGACUUGAAAGUGUAGCGGAACAACAAAUCAGACAAACAGGUACUAAUCCAGCACCAUGGUCGGCUGAUGAACAGAAAUUAUUAGAACAAGCCUUAAAGACAUUUAAUGCUAGUACACCAGAAAGAUGGGAAAAAAUAUCAGAAGCUGUACCUACUAGAAGUAAAAAAGAUUGCAUGAAAAGAUAUAAGGAAUUAUGUGAAGUGAUAAAGGCAAAGAAAGCAGCCCUUCAAGAGGCAGCAAAAGUCAAAAAAGCAUGAUUUCUACAGAUUUUAGUUCUAAAUAUCUGGUUCUCAUUGUACUUGUAUUUUCUUCUUUGUAUAUUUAAUAACCAGUGAUAAUACUGCGACAGUGAUUAAUAUUGCAAGUGACAAUAUUCGAUGCAUAAUUGAAGAUGGAAAAGUUCUUUUUUAUACGCCCACAUUUUCAUGUGGACGUAUAUUGUCGUCUCCCCUGUCCGUCCGUCUGUCCGUCCACAAUUUGUUUGUGGACACUCUACAGGUCACAAUUCUUAUCCGAUUUUGACGAAACUUGAAAUAUAGAUUUAUCUCCAAAAGAUCUCGACUACUUUCGAUAUUGGCAUGUAUCGGAUCGAAACUUCAUGGGUUAUGGCCCAUGUUUGUACGAAAAAUCACGUUUUUAGCUUGUGGACCCUAUAGAGGUCACAAUUUUCAUCCGAUUUUGUUGAGACUUGAAAUAUAAGGUUAUAACACAAAGAUCUCAGAUCCUUUGGAUAUUCGCGCAUAUCGGACCGUAACUUCCCAAAUUAUGGGCCCUGAUUGUACGAAAAAUCGCGUUUUUAGCUUGUCGACCCUAUAGAGGUCAUAAUUUUUAUCCAAUUUAAAAAAACGUAUUAUAAUAUCACCGUUACACCCUAAGGAUGGCUCAGUUUGAAUUUCGUGACAAUCGGCCCAAAAUUGACAGACGAAAUGGACACCCUUCGUUCUCAAAUAGCGUACAAAUAUGGUAUAUCAAGGUUGUGGACCCUGUAGAGGUCACAAUUUUUAUCCGAUUUUGUUGAAACUUGAAAUGUCAGUUUAUCACCCAAAGAUCUUGGUUCCUUUUGCUAUUCGCGCAUAUAUCGGACCGUAACUUCCUGAAUUAUGGCCCCUGAUUGUACGCAAAAUCGCGUUUUUAACUUGUGGACCCUAUAGAGGCCAUAAUUUUUAUCCGAUUUAUAAGAACGUAUUAUUAUAUCACCGUUACACCCUAAGGACGGCUGAGUUCGAACUUUGUGAAAAUCGGCCCAAAACUGACAGACAAAAUGGCCGCCCUUCGUUCUCAAAUAGCGUAAAAAUACGAUAUAUCAAGGUUGUGGACCCUGUAAGAGGUCGCAAUUUUUAUCCGAUUUUGUUGAAACUUAAAAUGUAAGUUUAUAACCCAAAGACCUCGUUUUUUUUCGAUAUUUGGGAUUAUCGAAUUGUAAUUUCCUGAAUUAUGACCCUUGAUUGUAGGAAAAAUCACUUUCUUUUUAGCUUGUUCUCUAUCCAUCUCUCGAAAAUGUGGGCGUAUCCUACCUGGCAGCCGCUGGCUAUCUGAUUUUGUUGAAACUUGAAAUGUAAGUUUAUAACCCAAAGAUCUCGGUUGCUUUCGAUAUUUGCGCAUAUCGAAUUGUAAUUUCCUGAAUUAUGGCCCUUGAUUGUAGGAAAAAUCACUUUCUUUUUAGCUUGUUCUCUAUCCAUCUCUCGAUAAUGUGGGCGUAUCCUGUCUAGCAACCACUGGUUGAUUAAAAUGUGAUAUCAGAACAUUUUUAUACGCCAACAUUUUCAUGUGUACGUAUAUUGUUGUCGCGUCUGUCCGUCCGUCCACCCACAAUUGUUUGUGAACACUCUAGAGGUCACAAUUUGUAUACUCCCACAUUUUCAUGUGGACGUAUAUUGUCGUCGCCCCUGUCCAUCCGUCUGUCCGUCCAAAAUUGUUUGUGAACAGUCUACAGGUCACAAUUUUUAUCCGAUUUUAGCGAAACUUCAAAUAUAGGGUUAUCACCCUAAGAUCUUGGUUCCUUUCGAUAUUGGCAUGUAUCGGACUGUAACGUCAUGGAUUAUGGCCCCUGAUUGUACGAAAAAUCACGUUUUUAGCUUGUGAACACUGUAGAGGUCACAAUUUUUAUCCGAUUUGGUUUAAACUUGAAAUGUAUGCUUAUAACCCAAAGAUCUCGGUUCCUUUCAAUAAUCGCGCAUAUCAGAACGUAACUUACUGAAUUAUGGCCCCUGAUUGUACGAAAAAUCACGUUUUUAGCUUGUGAGCCCUAUAGUCAUAAUUUUUAUCCGAUUUAAAAAAACGUAUUAUUAUAUCACCGUUACACCCUAAGGACGGCUGAGUUCGAAUUUCGUGAAAAUCGGCCCAAAACUGACAUACAAAAUGGCCACCCCUCGUACUCAAAUAGCGUAAAAAUAUGGUAUAUCAAGGUUGUGGACCCACUAUAGGUGACAAUUUUCUUCUGAUUUUGAUGAAACUUGAAAUGUAAGUUUAUAACCCAAAGAUCUUGGUUCCUUUCGAUAUUUGCACAUAUCGGAUUGUAAUUUCCUGAAUUAUGGCCCCUGAUUGUACGAAAAAUCGCUUUUUGUGUAGCUUGUUCUCUCUUGCAAAAUGUGGGCGUAUCCUGCCUGGCAGCCACUGGUUUUCCUAGUUUAUUAUUAAAAUUAUUUAGUUUUGAUUGAAUUACAAA